AUGUCGGAUAAAACGACGAGUCGGACCAUUCACCGGCGUGACGCUGGUCGGACCAACUCCGGGCGCACAUCACAUGGAAGUGGAGAGUAUAAAGGAGGGGUCUGCCAGGCACUCCCCAUCUGCCAUCCAUCCUCAAUUGACCACCUCUCCUCCUUUCUUUCCUUUAUCCUCCUUUCCUCAAUUCAUCGAACGAAGCCCAAAAAGAGCGAAAAAAAAAGAAGACAAACAGUGAAAAUGCCCCUCCAAGACCCCAACCACCGCGCCCUGCGCAUAACCAACCACGCCUUCGAAAACAACUACGCCAUCCCCGCAAUGUGCGUCUACAACCUCGAAGGCAUCCUCGCGACCGUGCGCGCCGCCGAAGCAAAGCGCUCGCCCGCAAUGAUCCAGCUCUUCCCCUGGGCCGUCCACUACGCCGACGGGAUCCUCGUGCACGCCGCCGCCGAAGCAGCGCGCAACGCCUCCGUGCCCGUCACCGUCCACAUGGACCACGCGCAGACCCCCGAGAUGAUUCGGCGGGCGGCGGACCUCGGCGGGUUCGAUAGUAUCAUGGUCGAUAUGAGCCACUAUGAGAAGGAGGAGAAUCUGCGGUUGACGAGGGAGCUUGUGGAGUAUUGUCACGCACGGGGGAUCGCGACGGAGGCGGAGCCGGGACGGAUUGAGGGUGGGGAGGAUGGGGUUGCGGAUACGGUUGAUCUGGAGGGUGUGCUUACGACGCCCGAGGAGAGCGAGGAGUUUGUGGAUACGGGGAUUGACUGGCUGGCCCCGGCGUUUGGGAACGUGCAUGGCGAGUAUGGACCCCGGGGUAUCCAGUUGGAGUACGAGCGGUUGAAGAGUAUCAAGGAGAGGGUUGGCGAGAGGGUGCGGCUGGUGCUGCAUGGGGCGGAUCCGUUUACCGAGGAGAUUUUCCGCAAGUGCAUCGAGUGUGGGGUGAGCAAGGUGAAUAUCAACAAGGUGUUGAAUAAUGAGUAUAUUCGGGUUCAGAGGGAAAAGGCCGGGAAUGUGCCGCUGACGGGGCUGCUGGAGGAGGUCACCGAUGAGAUGCAAAAGGCUGUCGAGAGGUGUAUGGACAUGUUGGGGAGUUCAGGGAGAUAUCCUGUGUCUGCUUAG
This is a messenger RNA of Aspergillus calidoustus, 1110 nucleotides long. The record is from the annotation of a GenBank genome assembly. Lineage: Eukaryota; Fungi; Ascomycota; Eurotiomycetes; Eurotiales; Aspergillaceae.